Molecule: messenger RNA, 828 nt
Organism: Bacidia gigantensis
Lineage: Eukaryota; Fungi; Ascomycota; Lecanoromycetes; Lecanorales; Ramalinaceae
Exons: 1
Coding region: 1-828 (275 amino acids)
Source: RefSeq, a predicted model, not a curated record
AUGCAUUCGGCAACCGCACUCGUCAUCACCGCUAUCGCGAUAGCUACCGUCCAUGUCUCCGCGACUCGCUAUUGCCAGUGUGAGAAUGAACAAUACGGCCGCAUCUUCUCUGGGAUCAAUGAGGUCUGCAGUACUCUGAGCAACGACUGGUGUAGUACGAACUGCAACGUUGCCGCCAAAAAUUGCAACUACUGUCAAUUCAAACCCGCUGGCUACGGCAACGACGCUGACUACGAGUCAUUGAAAUCCUGGUGUUACAAACAGGAAGGCUACGACCUUCAAACCGAUAAGUAUUUUAAAGGUAGCAUCGUCUAUUGCUAUUCAGCCAAAAAUGCCAUUCCUCAGAGCUGGUACGACCCCAGCUGCGGACAUCAAAGCAAUGGCGAUUGGGACAAGACACCACAGCAACCAGCACCUCCUGCAGAGACCAACGUCACCCAAGUUCCACCCAGCAACUACUUGAUUGUCAACUAUUGGUUGAAGAAGGUGAACCGACUGGGCAGUCAUGAGUGCAAAGACAUCUAUAAAUCAGCCAUCAACAAGGUUGCCUCUGCAUUUCUCAGCCUUCAUCCCGACUGCGGCAAUGACACGCAACGUCCGGAUACCGAUAACAUCCGCUAUUUGGCCUGUCCAGUAUACACUUACCUCGAUCUAGAUCCUCGUAUAAUCCAGCUCAACGCAGAUCUUGACAAGGUAUGCUUGAAUGUUGCUGGUGGAGACGAAGGGGGAGAAGGUCCUGGAGCUCCCACUGCGGCAAUUGCGGGACCGGAGGAAACUGGGCUUUCCAAGGGCGCCGCGAAAGAGCAGGCCGUUAUAAUCGAUUUGUGA